Solanum stenotomum is the source of this 2333-nucleotide messenger RNA. Its product is annotated as transcriptional adapter ADA2-like. The coding region runs from base 118 to 1800 and encodes 560 amino acids. Lineage: Eukaryota; Viridiplantae; Streptophyta; Magnoliopsida; Solanales; Solanaceae. The transcript is spliced from 13 exons. The record is from RefSeq and is a predicted model, not a curated record. Gene Ontology annotation, cellular component: nucleus. Gene Ontology annotation, biological process: chromatin remodeling; regulation of transcription by RNA polymerase II. Gene Ontology annotation, molecular function: zinc ion binding; transcription coactivator activity; protein binding.
UCCCCAAAUCUAGGAAUUUUGUUCAGAAAAGUUCCGCACUUUGUCUUUGCGGCAGCCGGAGAGUUGUGUGUCACCGGAGUUUUGUGCUUUCAAAUUCGGAGCUCCAAUUCGGAAGAAAUGGGUCGUUCUCGGGCUGUUCAUCAAUCCACCGAUGAUGAUCCAAGCCAGAGGUCUAAGAGAAAAAGGGCAGCACCAAAUGUGGAGAGUUUUGAUACUGCAGCUACUGGCCAAAUAUUGACUGAAGGGAAAAAGGCUUUGUACCAUUGCAAUUAUUGCAAUAAAGACAUAUCUGGAAGGAUUCGGAUUAAAUGUGUUGUGUGCUCUGACUUUGAUCUUUGUGUGGAAUGCUUUUCUGUUGGAGCAGAAGUGCAGCCUCACAAAAGCAAUCAUCUGUAUAGAGUUAUGGAUAACCUGUCAUUUCCUCUCAUAUGUGCUGACUGGAAUGCUGAUGAGGAAAUGUUACUUCUAGAGGGUUUGGAAAUGUACGGAUUGGCAAACUGGGCUGAAGUUGCCGAACAUGUUGGAACAAAGAGUAAAUUGCAGUGUAUUGACCACUAUAAGUCCACAUAUAUUAGUUCUCCUUGUUUUCCGCUUCCGGACAUGUCUCAUGUUAUGGGAAAGAACAGAGAGGAACUUCUUGCCAUGGCCAAGGAUCAAGGAUAUGCAGCUCCCGGGGGAGUUAAUGUUAAAGAAGAGUCUCCAUACUCUGCAGGAAUCAAGAUGGAAGAUCAAAGGGAAGAAAAUUCAACUGGACUUGCCUCAGUUGGAGCUUCUGCUUCUGGUACAUUAGCAGGAGCUGGAAAGAGGACAUCUAGCUUACUUCAUAGUAAGGAGAAUCAUGAUAGCAUCAAAGUGGAAGGUUGUCCUGCAGACAGGAGUGUCGGAGAGAAAAAGCCUAGGUCAUCAGUGGAUGAGGGGCCUUCUAUGACAGAAUUAAGUGGUUAUAAUUCCAAGAGAGAGGAGUUUGAAAUUGAAUACGAUAAUGAUGCUGAGCAGAUGGUGGCUGAUAUGGAAUUUAAAGAGACAGAUAGCAAUGCGGAACGUGAAUUGAAACUUCGGGUAUUGCGUAUAUACAAUAAAAGGCUUGAUGAGAGGAAACGUAGGAAGGAUUUUAUUUUGGAAAGAAAACUACUUCAUCCUGAUCCUUUUGAGAAAGACCUCACCCCGGAGGAGAAGGACAUAUGCCGUCGUUACAGGGUGUUCAUGCGUUUUAGUUCAAAAGAGGAGCAUGAGGAUUUCCUUAGGAGCAUAAUCGAGGAGCACCGGAUAGUUAAACGAAUACGAGAUCUUCAGGAUGCCCGAAUUGCUGGUUGCCGAACUUUAGCUGAGGCAGAAAGAUAUGUUGAACAAAAGAGAACGCGGGAAUCUGAAGAAAAUGUACGUAGACUAAAGGAGAACUCCCAGAGUGGCCCAAGUGGCAAAUAUUUGCAAAGAGCAGGUCACUUUAAAGUGGAGCAUGACAGCAGCCCUAGAGGAGUUGGUAGAGGCCCUGAAAUGAUGGAUUGUUGCAAUGACUUAUCAUCAACCACCGCACCACAUGGUGUUGGAAGUGCUGUAGACAUUUGGGAUGUCAGUGGCUUUUCAGGGGCUGAGUUGCUCUCAGAAGCUGAAAAAAAGCUUUGUGAUGAGAUAAGAAUCCUGCCGGCUCAUUAUCUAAACAUGUCGCAAACCAUGUCCAUGGGGAUCUUUAAUGGCAACAUCACCAAGAAAUCUGAUGCGCAUGGUCUAUUCAAUGUUGAUCCGAAUAAGGUGGACAAAGUGUAUGAGAUGCUUGUUAAAAAGGGCCUGGCUCAAGCGUAAUGUUGCUACUUUACAGGUUCAAGCAUGAUUUUACUAAUUUUCUACCAAAAUUGGCAAUGAUGUAAAAAGGCUGCCCUGUUUUCUUAGAUUCUUUCAAAACUAUCUAAACCGUUACGUUAGAUGAAGGUUGCUCAAGGCAUGGCUGUUCAAAAAGUUAUCACAUACGUGUAACGAGAGGAAAAGUUAUGCAGUGGAUAUCCUUUAUAAUGAUACCGAUUGUAGAUGUGAGGUUCGUAACACAAGCUUUUCAUAGUGUUCCAGUAACAUUGCAAUUAUUAUGGCGUGGUAAGUUAUCUGUUCGAAAGGAAGCGGUGUAAUGUAGACUUAUGCUGUUGUCUGAGGCUUGUGUAUACAUGAGGUUUAUACAUCCAAUUAGAUUGUGAAUAGUUUGCUGGUUCACAGCUAGUUUUGGAAAGUGUUUCAUUUGCGAUUCUUUUUCCUCAAAACAGGGAAGUUGGAUUGAGUAUCCAUUUUAUGUUGUUGGAUUGAGUAUCUAUUUUAUGUUGGAUUAUAAUAUUUAUGUUGUUGGAUUA